This is a messenger RNA of Acinonyx jubatus (cheetah), 2228 nucleotides long. It is a transcript of the gene INTS11, whose product is annotated as integrator complex subunit 11. The record is from RefSeq and is a predicted model, not a curated record. Bases 156 to 1958 code for a protein of 600 amino acids. The transcript has 17 exons. Gene Ontology annotation, cellular component: nucleus. NCBI's taxonomy places the organism in Eukaryota, Metazoa, Chordata, Mammalia, Carnivora, Felidae. Gene Ontology annotation, biological process: snRNA processing.
CCGGAAGCUGGCGCCGUUGGGAUCGCGCCUGCGCGGUGCGGUGUCGUGGGUUGUGGCGCGCGGCGGAGGUCCUGGGUCCGGGAUUUCGUCGUCGAAGUGGUCCCGCUGGCUCGGUGAGCGCAGAGGCGACGGGGCCUGGGAGCCCGUCCGACAGCAUGCCCGAGAUCAGGGUCACUCCCCUGGGAGCUGGCCAGGAUGUGGGCCGAAGCUGCAUCCUGGUCUCCAUCGGGGGCAAGAAUGUCAUGCUGGACUGCGGAAUGCACAUGGGCUUCAAUGACGACAGGCGCUUCCCUGAUUUCUCGUACAUCACCCGCAAUGGCCGGCUGACCGACUUCCUGGACUGUGUGAUCAUCAGCCACUUCCACCUGGACCACUGUGGGGCACUCCCCUACUUCAGCGAGAUGGUGGGCUACGACGGGCCCAUCUACAUGACCCACCCCACCCAGGCCAUCUGCCCCAUCCUGCUGGAGGACUACCGCAAGAUUGCCGUGGACAAGAAGGGCGAGGCCAACUUCUUUACCUCCCAGAUGAUCAAAGACUGUAUGAAAAAGGUGGUAGCUGUCCACCUCCACCAGACGGUCCAGGUGGAUGAUGAGCUCGAAAUCAAGGCCUACUAUGCAGGCCACGUGCUGGGGGCAGCCAUGUUCCAGAUUAAAGUGGGCUCAGAGUCUGUGGUCUACACGGGUGAUUAUAAUAUGACCCCGGACCGGCAUUUGGGAGCUGCCUGGAUUGACAAAUGCCGCCCCAACCUACUCAUCACAGAGUCUACAUAUGCCACGACCAUCCGGGACUCCAAGCGCUGCCGGGAGCGAGACUUCCUGAAGAAGGUCCACGAGGCUGUGGAGCGUGGCGGGAAGGUGCUGAUCCCUGUGUUUGCGCUGGGCCGCGCUCAGGAGCUCUGCAUCCUGCUGGAGACCUUCUGGGAGCGCAUGAACCUGAAGGCCCCCAUCUACUUUUCCACGGGCCUCACGGAGAAGGCCAACCACUACUACAAGCUCUUCAUAACCUGGACCAACCAGAAGAUCCGGAAGACCUUUGUCCAGAGGAACAUGUUUGAGUUUAAGCACAUCAAGGCUUUCGACCGAGCAUUUGCUGACAACCCGGGUCCGAUGGUUGUUUUUGCCACACCAGGCAUGCUGCAUGCCGGCCAGUCCCUGCAGAUCUUCCGGAAGUGGGCAGGGAAUGAGAAGAACAUGGUCAUCAUGCCUGGCUACUGCGUGCAGGGAACCGUGGGCCAUAAGAUCCUCAGUGGGCAACGCAAGCUGGAGAUGGAGGGGCGGCAGGUGCUGGAGGUCAAGAUGCAGGUGGAGUACAUGUCCUUCAGUGCCCAUGCCGAUGCCAAGGGUAUCAUGCAGCUGGUGGGCCAGGCGGAGCCUGAGAGCGUGCUGCUGGUGCAUGGGGAGGCCAAGAAGAUGGAGUUCCUGAAGCAGAAGAUUGAGCAGGAGUUCCGGGUCAGCUGCUACAUGCCAGCCAACGGUGAGACGGUGACACUGCCCACAAGCCCCAGCAUCCCUGUAGGCAUCUCGCUGGGGCUGCUGAAGCGGGAGAUGGCACAGGGGCUUCUCCCUGAUGCCAAAAAGCCCCGGCUCCUGCAUGGCACUCUGAUCAUGAAAGACAGUAACUUCCGGCUGGUGUCCUCAGAGCAGGCCCUCAAGGAGCUGGGUCUCGCCGAGCACCAGCUGCGCUUCACCUGCCGUGUCCAUCUGCACGACCCUCGCAAGGAGCAGGAGACAGCCGUGCGCGUCUACAGCCACCUGAAGAGCGUCCUCAAGGAGCACUGCGUGCAGCACCUUCCCGACGGGUCCGUGACCGUGGAGUCCAUCCUUAUCCAAGCCGCGGCCCACUCCGAGGACCCAGGCACCAAGGUGCUGUUGGUCUCCUGGACCUACCAGGAUGAAGAGCUGGGAAGUCACCUCACGUCACUGCUCAAGAAGGGCCUACCCCAGGCCGCCAGCUGAUCACCAGCCAGAGGGCCCUAGGCUUCCCUCUAGAGCCAUGUCUGUGCCUCAGGUCUUCCCUGUGUCCCUGGAUGUGGAGCCCACGGCUGGUCACAGCACUUGUCUGUGAGGACACAACCAGCAUUAUGUGCCUACGUGAUUGGCCAGUUCUCGCUGAGGAAAGAAAUAGGCCUGGGGACUUCAUCACCCUUUAUUUCUAUUCCUGAGCCCCCAAGAGAUGGGUGGUUGCUCCUGAAGUAUUUUGUCCAGUAAAAAGAGAACCAAAGACCA